CGCACGGUCGUCUCUUCCAUCUCGACUGACAUCGGACUCCGGUGGACAUGACGAAGGUCCACCCCCACGCCACGGCGGCGGAGGAGCCGCCCAGGCCUGAAUCUCCCCGCGCCGGCGGAGGGAGGGCUGCAGCGGAGGCGACGGUGCUGACGGUGUGGCGGAAGUCGCUUCUCUUCAACGGGAAUGGGUUCACGGUGUUCGACUCCAAGGGGCACUUGGUGUUCCGGGUGGACAACUACUCCUCAGGGAGUAGGGAUUGCAUCGUUCUCAUGGACGCCGCCGGGAAGCCGCUGCUCACCAUCCGGCGAAAGAAGCUGAGUCUGGGAGAGCACUGGCGAAUCUAUGAUGGCGAGGAGGCUAUCAACCCCAGGUUUGCGGUCAAGAAGAAGCACACGGGCCUCCUGCACUCGAAGGGACUGGCGCGAGUGACCCCGUGCGCGUCGGGCACCGAGUCGCGCCUUGCCUACGACGCCGAGGGCUCCUACUCACGGCGGUGCUGUGCCAUCUACGACAGCAGGCGACGGCAACUGGCAGAGAUCCAGAAAAAGGAGUCUGCUCAAGGCAUAUCCCUUGGCCUCGAUGUCUUCCGCCUGGUGGUGGAGCCGGAGCUCGAUGCAGCAUUCGCGAUGGCCAUGGUGAUACUCCUGGAGCAGAUGUUUGGAUCCAGAGGGUCACUGCUUAGAGGUUGAAAGGUCGUAUCGAGCUUGUGUUCGUAUGAGCUUGUUAGUCUCCCCUGCCCAUCCAUCUCAUGGAAAUUGUAACAAAAAACUGCAAGAAAAAAAAAGGGGAAGUGUAUAUACUUUUGAUGACAUGAGAUGAGAUGAAGACGAAGAUGAAGAUUUUGAUGGCUA
Molecule: messenger RNA, 851 nt
Organism: Musa acuminata subsp. malaccensis (wild Malaysian banana)
Lineage: Eukaryota; Viridiplantae; Streptophyta; Magnoliopsida; Zingiberales; Musaceae
Product: protein LURP-one-related 8
Source: RefSeq, a predicted model, not a curated record